Hemicordylus capensis (graceful crag lizard) is the source of this 3169-nucleotide messenger RNA. It is a transcript of the gene ZNF703, whose product is annotated as zinc finger protein 703. The coding region runs from base 216 to 1988 and encodes 590 amino acids. Gene Ontology annotation, biological process: negative regulation of DNA-templated transcription. Gene Ontology annotation, cellular component: nucleus. The record is from RefSeq and is a predicted model, not a curated record. Lineage: Eukaryota; Metazoa; Chordata; Lepidosauria; Squamata; Cordylidae. The transcript has 2 exons.
UUUGAAGUCUGCUGCAGAUCGCAGCUAUUUGACGUGUGGCUCAGCGAGCGGAAAGGUUUUUUGUCUCGCUGGGGCCGGUGCGGUUGUUGCUGCCGCCGCCGCCACAAAGCGCCCCUGCCCGGGCUUCCGCGCUGCAGAGCGCGCCUCUCCUCCCUUUCCCCCCCUCCCCAGCCCUGCCCUACCCCACCCCCACCCUGCCCGGCUCGCUCCCCCAAAUGAGCGGUUUGCCCGCUGGAUCUAACGCAAGGACAUCGCCCACGAGCAGCGGAGGCAAGAGCGCGGCCGCCCCCACCAGAACCUCCUCCUCCUCCUCGGUGCCGUCCUCCUCUUCAGCCCCGUCUCCGGGAGCAGCCGCCUGCCCGUGCCCGGCGCUCUCGCACCUGCCCCCGGAGGAUCCCCUGCGCCAGGCGAACCGGCUUCCCAUCAGGGUGCUGAAAAUGCUGAGCGCCCACAGCGGACACCUCCUGCACCCGGAAUACCUGCAGCCCCUUUCCUCCACGCCCGUCAGCCCCAUCGAGCUGGACGCCAAGAAGAGUCCCCUGGCGCUUCUGGCGCAAACCUGCUCGCAGAUCGGCAAGCCGGACCCCCCGCCCGCCUCCAAGCUGAACUCGGGCUCUUCUGCCGGCCUCUCCGGGCCAGACAAGGAAUCGGGCAGCCGCGCCGCCUCGGGUGCCCUCAAGCAACUGGGCGACCAGCCCAGCGAGGACAAGUCCAGCUUCAAGCCUUACUCCAAAGGCGGCGGCGGCGGCGGAGAUCCGCGCAAAGACGGCGGCGGCGGCGGCGGCCCGCCGAGCCAGGCUGGCUCCGGCGCGGAGAAGACCGGCUUCCGAGUGCCCAGUGCCGCCUGCCCUCCUUUUCCUCCGCAUGCCGCCGCCGCCUCCUCGUCCUCCACGUCCUCCUCCCCGGGCGGCUCCAGGGGCAACUCUCCGCAGCACGCGGACUGCAAAGGCCCGGACGACAAGAAGGAGCUGGAGGCCGCGGCCAAGGCCAGCCCGGACGGCGCGCAGGGGGCCGCGGGGGGCCGGGCCAGCAGCAGCAGCGGAGGCGGUGCGGGCAGCGCCGAGCCUGGAGCGCCAGGAGAGGCGGCUUCCGGGCGCAAGUCGGAGCCUCCUGCCCUGGCCGCCUCGGGCCACGUGGCGCCGGUGUCUCCUUACAAGCCGGGCCACUCGGUCUUCCCCUUGCCUCCUUCCAGCAUCGGCUACCACGGCUCCAUCGUCGGCGCCUACGCGGGUUACCCGUCCCAGUUCGUGCCCAGCCUGGAUCCUACCAAGCCCAGCCUGGUGAGCAGCCAACUGCCGGGGGCCUUAGGCUUGCCGGGCAAGCCCCCCAGCUCCAGCCCGCUGACGGGGGCCUCGCCCCCUUCCUUCAUGCAAGGAUUAUGCCGCGACCCCUAUUGCCUGAGCUACCACAGCGCCUCCCACCUGGGCAACAGCAACUGCUCCAGCUGCGUCCACGACCCGGGCAGCCUGAAAAGCGGAUACCCUCUGGUGUACCCCACCCACCCGCUGCACACCACCCUGGCCAGCGCCACGCCCAGCCUGCCGGGCCACCCCCUCUACACCUAUGGCUUCAUGCUCCAGAACGAUGCCCUGCCCCAUAUAUGCAACUGGGUGUCGGCCAGCGGACCCUGCGACAAGAGGUUUUCCACCUCGGAGGAACUGCUGGCCCACUUACGGACCCACACGACUCUGCCCGGGGCGGAAAAACUCUUGGCUGGCUACCCGACCUCUGGGCUGGGCUCGGCGGCUUCUUGCCACCUCCACCUCCCGCCCACGGCCCCGGGAAGCCCCAGCUCUUUACCGGGGUCCCUGUCUUUGAGGAGCCCACACACUUUGGGACUAAGCCGCUACCACCCCUAUGGCAAGAGCCAUUUGCCCACUGCUGGGGCCUUGCCGGUACCCUCCUUGCCAGCCGCCGGACCCUACUACUCUCCAUAUGCCCUGUAUGGCCAAAGACUCACUUCAGCCUCUGCACUUGGAUAUCAGUAACGAAAGCAGCCACCUGCGUCUGUCGCCUCGCCCUUCUCUUGCCCCUCGCCCUGGACUAUGUAUUUAUUUACUGUAUGUUAGCUUAACGCUGGGAAUAUAAGUGCAUUAAUACACCAAUGAAUCAAUGGUAUGCAAACAGUCUGUGUCCAAAAAAAAAAAAAAAAUCCCAAACCUUUCUUUUCUUCCCCCCCCCCCCAGGUGUGUAUGUGUGGAGGGGGGCUCUUAAUGUAUUUUCUUUUAAUCCCUUUUGAUUUUUUUUUUUUUUAAGAAUUCUUCUCCUUGUCUCCAGAAACCUUUUGCAUGAUUCUCCACAAGCUGCAUUUCUCCCCUCUCCCCAGCCCUCCUAUGUUUUAUCAUUUUUGAAAUUCAGUUUCUCUUUUGUACAGUUACCAGAAAUGUAAUUUUCCCCUCUCCCUCCCCCUUUUUGUGUAUUGUGUUCUAGGGAAAGGGGUGGUGGGAGGUCGGCUGGGGGAUUUUCGGCGGCUUUGUUCUAUCUGCAAAAUCUGAAUACCGUCGCUAGGGUGGUGGCGGCGGCGGCAGGCCAUGCCGUGGGGUGCACCUCGUUGGGUGUACCUUUCGGGCAGAGCAGAGUUCCGCCCCCAGCUUGGCCGUGACUCCUGCUCUGUUUAGUCAGGACCUUCUCUCUAAAGUCCAAGGCUCUGCCCAAUAUAGACAGAGUUGGUGUGCCAGUCCUUCUGGUACCUGGAUUUUGCUGAUGAUCACUGAAGUCCAGAAAGAGUGGCAUGUAAACAAUCCACCGCAGGGGACCUCUCCCAUUUUUUUCCUUUUUUUUUUUUUUUUAAGACCUGGAUUUCAAUAAAAUUGGCAUCCUCAAGGGACUGGAAUAGAAGAACUUUUUCACACACGCCAAAUGAAGAUCUCAGAAGAACUUUGCUCAGCCUAGUUCAAGCUGGCUUCUUGAAAGCAGUCCAGCUAGCCCUGGGGGGGCCUGUUGCACCCUCAACUGCAGGCUCAAAUCUACAAUACCAAAAACCCCUUCCCCUAAAUGCCCCCCAUCUCCCGACUUCUCUUGACCUAUGGGAAUGGAACAGUCUUUAGGGUGUGGAGCCCCCCCUCCCCUCCCCAGUCUAACGCAGCGCGGAAGGCUGCGGAUCAUUUUGGGUGAAUAGAGCUCCGUCCUGGUAAGUCUUAUUUUGUUAAUAAAUGAAUUCUUGACUAUA